AUGUCAACAUCUAUUGUUACUUUGAAUGUUGGAGGUAUUCUGUUCACAACAACAAAAGCAACGUUGCAGAAGUACCCAGAUUCCAUGCUUGGAUCAUUAAUAAGUAAUGGUUUGCCAAGCACCAGAGAUGCAAAUGGCCAUUUUUUUAUUGACAGAGAUGGUCAGAUAUUCAGACAUGUGUUAAAUUUUCUCCGAUCUUCCCAGUUGUGCUUGCCAUCAAAUUUUAAAGAUCUUGAUCUGUUAGCUGCUGAAGCUGACUUUUAUCAAAUUAGCCCAUUAAUUGAUGCUGUUAAUGAAUAUCGAGAUGCUUUCACCAAAACAGCUAGGACGUUUUAUUUAGAAAUUAUAGAAGUGAGAACUGGUUCUACGGCCACAAUGCCUACUAGUAAUUCACGUGUGAAAACUAUUUUAUUAGGGAGAAAAGAUGUACUGCUGUCCUUGCCGCCAGCAGUCAUAGGCACUGAUUUUAUUGAACGUUUGUGUUGCAAGGAACCACAGGAACAUACAGAAGUUGAGUUAUUUGGCAGCCCAGUUCGUCUCCGAGUUGGGGAGGAACUUCACAACUUAGGUUGGAGCCUUAUUUCUUCAGAUCUGUCAACUUCCUCUGGUUUUGAUAACAAAUCACAAUUUGGCAUGAGCCUGAUCAUCGAACACACUUUCAGAGACAGGUGGAGUAGAGAUUUUGAUGCAGAUGAGCCAAUUAAAAUUAACCCAAAUCACUCACUGUUACUAGAAGAAGCAAAUGUUUGA
Messenger RNA from Candidula unifasciata, 750 nucleotides. NCBI's taxonomy places the organism in Eukaryota, Metazoa, Mollusca, Gastropoda, Stylommatophora, Geomitridae. The record is from the annotation of a GenBank genome assembly.